This is a messenger RNA of Cryptococcus amylolentus CBS 6039, 1293 nucleotides long. RefSeq lists its product as hypothetical. The record is from RefSeq and is a predicted model, not a curated record. The coding region runs from base 16 to 1092 and encodes 358 amino acids. Gene Ontology annotation, molecular function: quinone reductase (NADPH) activity; zinc ion binding. The transcript has 6 exons. NCBI's taxonomy places the organism in Eukaryota, Fungi, Basidiomycota, Tremellomycetes, Tremellales, Cryptococcaceae. Gene Ontology annotation, biological process: cellular response to oxidative stress. Gene Ontology annotation, cellular component: cytoplasm.
AUAACCAGCAACUGGAUGUCCAUUCCCAGACUCGCAUCACUCACAAGACACCUCGCCCCACGCAGACUACUUGCAACCAUGAGCACUAUCGACAUCCCCAAGACACAGAAAGCCAUCCAAGUCGAUAAAGUGGGAGGCCCGGAGGUUAAUGUGCUUAGGGAGAUUCCUGUCCCUACUCCCAAGGAUGACGAGGUCUUGAUCAAGGUCCAGUGGAGCGGCGUAAACUACAUCGACAACUACUUCCGAAGUGGUGUCUACCCCAAGCAAUUCCCCUACACCGCCGGCCAAGACGCCGUCGGCACCCUCCUCACCACCCCUUCCAAGCCUUCGGCGCCCUUUGACAUUCCCGUCAGAUCGACCGUCUUCACUCUUUCUGGUGCCGCCUGGGCAGAGUACAUUGUCGCUCCCGCUGCCCGCGUUGGUCUUCUCCCAGACUUCAUUGACAAGAAAGACGGUGUUUCCCUGGCCACCAUCGGUCUCACUGCGCUCACGCUUACUAAAGACAGUUAUCCCGUGCAAAAGGGUGAUUGGGUCUUGAUCCGAGCGGCAGCAGGGGGCGUCGGGCUCGUCCUAACGCAGGUUGUGAAGUACCUUGGCGGGCAUGUCAUUGGCGAAGUAUCCACCCCGGAGAAGGCCGAACUUGUGAAGAAGCACGGUGCGGACGUGGUGCUCCUCAGUACAGACAAGAGCGAGGACAACGUUAAGAAGAUCCUGGAGCUUACUGAUGGGGGUGUGCAUGCGGUGUAUGAUGGUGUGGGUCAGGCGACUUGGGAGCAAGACUUUGAGGUCGUUAGGAGGAAGGGCACGAUUGUGACUUUUGGGAAUGCCUCGGGUGUUGUACCUCCCUUCGCUCCCACCAAACUCUCCCCCAAAGCACUCAAAGUCACUCGCCCCACAGUUUUCGCCAUCAUCCAAACCGCCGAAGAGUUCAAAAACUAUACUGCCGAGCUCGUUGAGAUUGUGCAGAAGGCUCACAUCAAGUUUGAGGUUUACAAAGAGUACCCGUUCUCGGCUGAGGGUGUUAUCCAGGCGGAGAAGGAUAUUCAAGGACGCGGGACUACUGGGAAACUCCUUAUCAAGAUCUCGGAUUGAAGCAAUAGUCUACUGCGUCGUACGAGCUUACCAAGGAGGACCUUGUCGUGACUUGUCGCUUCUUUACUGUCGAGGGAUAUGAAUAAGAAGAAUCGAAAAGGAAUCAGCUGCAGCAGGACCGCUGAUGUGAUGUCUGAUAAUGCAGCCGUGCUGAACGAGUAUGUCCGGGAUGUCCAGCGCAAUCCUAUAAGGGUAGGGAUA